GCUGAGAAUAACCGAGAAGUAAGACUUUUUUUAUUAUUUUUUUCAAUCAGAAUCAGUUUUGUUGGCCAAGUAUGUUACAAGACACACAAAGAAUUUGUGUCCGGUAGUUGGAGCCACUCUAUUAUGACCACAGACAGCUACUGUGACGAAAUAUACAUUUAGGACAUAAAAAAAUGUGUGUUGAGAGUCACUGAGCAAUGAAAGUCUACCACUAGUGUGGUGAUACUGAUAUAGUGGCAAUUGCUAAAAUGAUGCAGUCCUCAAGCUAUUUAGAGCAAUUUAAAGUGACUAAUAGUGCAAUGAUCUGGUACAGUGAUGAUUGCGCAAAUGGUGCAGAGAGUUCUCAAACACGAGUGGCCAGUAGUAGUCAGCAACAAUAUGCAAAUAGUGCAGCGUGAUAAAACAGUAAGUGUACGAAUAAGAAAGAUGUGAAAAAUUGGCAGCAUGUUGCAAUAAAAUUGUAAGUUAACUGUUCAAGAAGUUAAUGGCACGAGGGAAGAAGCUGUUGGAAUGUCUCCUGGUUUUAGUUUGCAUUGUUUGAUAACGUCUACCUGAGGGAAGGAGCUAGAAUUGGUGGUGACCAGGAUGUGGAGGGCCCAAGAGGAUUUUGCGUACCCUUGACUUAGUCCUGCCAAGCGUGCAAGUCCUCAAGAGUGUUUAGGUGGGGACCAAUCAUUUUUUCCGCAGAUUGUUUCAAAUGUUCUGUAUUACUAGCACAUGCUUUGAUGCUGACAAAAAAAGUAAACCUCAUGAAAAUGGGUUGAGAAAUGAAGACGUUAUGCAUUUAUUUUUCAAUAUACAUGCAUUGCCUUUGAUGGGGACGUUGCCUCCACCACGCCUUUUUAUUUAGUUUAUGUACAUAAUAAGAUUAUUGUUCCCAGUAUUAAAGGUGCCAUAUUUUACCAAACCAACAAUUUCUAGAAUUUGGGAUGUUAUAUUGCCUCUAAGGUUUCUCAGUAAACGUGAAAUAUGAAUUAAAAUGCCUGCAAUGCUUGGGGCGAACCACAUAAGUGUUUUAGGAAGCUAGCUUGUUGAAUUCUGGCUCGCUGGCAGUAAAUUAUGUCAUGUUUGAGCAUAAACAUAUUUAAAACCUAUGUAUUGCCCCACUGCCAAAAUAAAACUGUAAAGCUACCAAAUUGAAUAUAGCCAUAAUUUGCUCAUUUUGAAUGUUUCACUCCCGCUGUAACGUUCGGUCGUAAAUGUGUUUAAAACAAAUCUAGCUUUUUUAAUUUUUUAACUAUUUAUGGUGUAUAUAAAAUAUAAAAUACAUUUUCCCCUAAGUGUAAAGUGUUUUCCGUUAUCUGGGCAAAUAUGUCUUGCCGUUUGGCACCCACACACGUUGUGUUGUGAGGCAGUGGCGAAACGGCCGCGAUCCGCAGCCCAUUGCGAGCGGUUAGAGAAGCCGCUGAAGGUCCAGCACAACAGUGUUAGUGCUGUUAGCCUCACAGUGUCAGGAAAAUUCAUCCAGGGGACCGGAGCGUGUCGCGUGGCUUUGGCUGCUUAUGGACCACCAUUCUGUGACCACAGAAGCGUGUUGCCUACUGAAUUUCAAAGUCGGGAAAAUUGUCCUGGUGUCACAGUUUAUGGUCAUGAGAGGCUUCUCCCUCUGCAGCCCGUGAAAGUGUCUGAUAUCUUGGUCACUGGAAAGGAGCCGUAAGAGAAGUAAGGUGGUACAUGCAUGUUCUCCCCGUGCCUCCGUGGGUUUUUCCUCCCACAUCCCAAAAACAUGCAUGGUAGGUUAAUUGAAGACUCUAAAUUGCACGUAGGUGUGAAUGUGAGUGCGAAUGGUUCUUUGUUUUUAUGUGCCCUGCGAUUGGCUGUCAACCAGUUCAGGGUGUAACCCGCCUCCUGCCCGAUGAUAGCUGGGAUUGGCUCCAGCACUCCCGCGACCCUUGUGAGGAUAAGCGGCUCAGGAAAUGGAUGGAUGGAUGUUAUAUGCAAAACAUAAAAUGAGUCCGUGACAUGCUUUAAUUUUGACAACUACGCGGUUUGUCGUUUGAAAGCAAAAGCCAAUAAAGGCUUGCAAAUCUGGUGGAUUUGAAAUUGCCGUCUUUGUGACGUAGCUUCAUCAGUUAAUAUUCAAAUACCUGCCCACAUUGUGGUUGGUACCCACCCACACAACUCAGCUGAACAGCCACACAUCCUUUCCAGGUUUUAAGCCAGUGCGUUUCAGCCAUACAAAUAUAGUCUAUAAGUAUACGUUAAGUUUUGUUUUACAAAAAUACUUAACUAUACUUUUAAUUUUUAAUGUAACUGUGGAUCAAAUAGUGAAUUUACAUUCAUUGUCAUCAGCAAUGAUCGUUGUGUGCAGGUUCAAUUCAAAUGAAUGGAAUCGGAUGACAAGCAUAAACUCAAAAUAUCCCCCUCGCUUUUAAUUUUCACCCACGCCCCCUUUCAGCUCACGUUCCCCAUUAGUGGGUCAACAAUCCAAACCUUGGUGAAUUGUGCUUCACAAUAACUGUAAGACAUUGAAGGUUCCAAACGCAAUGUCGCUAUCAUCACUUGGCCGCCAAACACACAAGAAGCCGUGAUAUCACCAAGAACCAAUCAGAGCAAAGCUCUUUUCCAUAUGUCAAUUGAGAAUAAGAGCCAUCCAAUCAGAGCAAAGCUUCUUUGCAUAUUUAAAUUGAUAAUAAGAGCCAUCCAAUCAGAGCAAAGCUUAUUUACAUAUUGAAUAUUAAUGAGAAAUCCAUUCAUCUCAAUUAUCAGGCGUAAAAGACCAAGAAUGGUUUGAAAAAGGGCAUCUUGGACAUUUCCAACUCAACUUAUAUUGCAAACCCGAUAAAACGACUUCAAAGAAUAUGAAAAAUAAAACAAAAUAUUCAAUUGAAUGGGACCUUUGAAAAGCAAAUUUCCUUCCAUAAUAUUCUAUUUAAAUAAACAGCCCUCAAACGUCAAUGUGUCGCUUGAGUUGGAAUGAACGUUCAUCCAUUAAUUGGCCAGGGGGCGCUACUGUGAAUAAAUAAUUUCCCUAAAUACAAGUAAGUGUAUUUUUUUUUUCUGAUCAGAAAUUUGUCGAUGUCGCUCUCAAGAAGUCAAACUCAUAGGCAGCGUUUGUCUGUGAUGUUGUUAACCUAAUCAAGUUCUGACGUUGAAGAAUUGUUUUCAUUGAUGAAAUGAUUUGACCUCAACCAUGUCUGAACAGACGGAGGUAGCACUGCUACUGGACCACUAUUUGUGGACAGUAAUCCAUCGUUUAUUGUGGGGGUUAGGUUCCGGACCAUCCCGCAAUAGGGGAAAUCCGUGACGUAGCAACCACAUAUUCUGUUAAAGCUGUAUGAACUGCCCAAGAUUCUUAUACUUUUAUCCACACUCCCAUUAACCUCUACAUACUCUUAUAAACACUUUCUAUAAACACUCACACGCUGAAACACCUCUUAAACUUAAACAUACAGUGAUGCACAAUAGUACUGUAAAAUAUGUACAUUUGCACAUUUUAUUCUUUGUAAUAUGUUUUAAUGAAUUUUUCUUUUGUUUUUUUACAGUUUUGUUUGAAGCGAGGAAACAUUUAUUGUACCCCCAAAAAGUAUAUUUGGCAAAUUAUGCGCAGUAUGAAUAUGAAAAAAAAAAAAAAAAAAACAUCCGCAAUGCACUGAAUCCACAUUGGGCAAACUGUGAUAUCACGAGGGAGCAUUGUACAUAGCUAUCUGACAAAGCAUAAAUGAGCCUUCAGAGCCCAUUUUCCUUUAUUUUCAUUCUGGGGCAGAGGCGGAUUGUGCCAUUAAUUUAAUUUAGAAUAAAAUGUGAAAAAGUGAAAAUAAAUUCCGCUUGACACAUUCAUGCAAAUUUGAACCAACAUAAAAUGUUUCUUAAUUGCUGCAUGUGCCACUUUUCCACAAAUAUUUGUGUAUCAAGUUUUUGUGUAAUUGUGCUACUCCUACGACUUUCUUAACAAACCAUGCAACCGAUGCUGAUUAAAUGUGGUUGAAUAAAGAUUGAACAUGGCAAUUCUGUGAACCACAAAAUCACAAAUUUCCUGGGUAAUUUGAUUUCAGAAGCAAUGCAUGGAAUAGCACAAAGGCUUAGUAUUUUUAGUGUAGCAGUGUUGCAAAAGGCAUGUAUUAUUGAGGCUACUUGAGACCUGUUUUCGUUGCAUAUGCCAUUUUGAAAUUAUCACAACACUUUUGGAUAGGCAGCCUCCUAUUGUUUGUGUGCAUUAAAUGAGAAGGUUUAAUCCACUCGCUCAUUCGCAUUUUUUACAUAUUUUAUAUUAGCUGGAAAAUUACAAUCUUAAGAUAUUAAAAUAAAAUAAAACAUAUUUUUACAAUAGAAUACACUAUAUAAUACUAUAUACACUAGUACUGUAUUUCUACAUAGAGAGGUAGAUAUGGUGAUAGGUCCUAAGAUACUAGGAUGCAAGAAGCCCAGAUGAGGAGAGACAGUGUUGAAAGAAGGACUCUCUGAUCCUCCAUCAUCUGCAGGAAGGGGAAAACACAUACGCGCGUGCACACACAGACUCCCACAUACACGCACGAGCGCACUGUGCUGAGCACUAGCAAGGAGCUUUAAACCGUUUCACCCGAUACCAAGACAAAGGAACACUAACCCCACGACAAUGGAGGAAAACAUGGAUGAAUCACAAAGCCAGAAAGGGAAUCUGGAGUUCGUACCAGCUGACUUGACUGACUGAAAAAGACAAAUCAGAAUUUGGAAUGACUGAGGAAAAACAUUAAUGUAUAUACAAUAAUAUAAUAUGGUCAACAAAAGAAAAAAAAUGUCAAAGUUAAGUGCAGGUUGUAAGGAGUGUUGCGAGCGAUGUGUGGGUAGUUUGCCCUGGGCAUCCCUCAUUGCCACCAUCCUCCUCUAUAUGGGCGUGGCCUUGUUCUGUGGAUGUGGCCAUGAGGCAUUGAGCGGUACUGUCACCAUCCUCCAGAACUACUUUGAGGUCAUCAGAGCCCCUGGAGAAACACUGGAUGUGUUCACCAUCAUUGACAUCCUGAAGUACAUCAUCUAUGGCCUUGCAGCUGGAUUCUUUGUCUUUGGAGUGCUGUUGCUGGUGGAGGCAUUUUUCACCACUGGAGCAAUUAGGGAUCUGUAUGGAGAGUUCAAGAUUACUGCUUGUGGACGCUGCCUGACUGCAUUUCUGAUGUUCCUGGCCUACUUAUUUUUCCUGGUGUGGCUGGGUGUGACAGCAUUCACCAGCCUGCCGGUCUUCAUGUACUUCAAUGUUUGGUCCAUGUGCAAGAACACCAGCCUGGUUGAGGGAGCCAACCUCUGCCUGGACCUGCGCCAGUUUGGGGCUGUGACCAUAUCAGAGGAGAAGAAGGUUUGCACGGGAUCUGAGAAGUUCUUCAAGAUGUGUGAAUCUAAUGAGCUGGACUUGACCUUCCAUCUGUUCGUGUGUGCAUUGGCCGGAGCAGGAGCUGCUGUGAUUGCAAUGGUCAAUUUUCUGAUGGCAUUGGCUGCUAACUGGGGAUACCUGAAGGAUGCCAGUCGGAUGCAGAAAUAUGAAGAUAUCAAGUCGAAGGAGGAGCAGGAGCUGCAUGACAUCCACUCUACACGCUCCAAAGAACGCCUCAAUGCCUACACAUAAACACAUGAGAUGGGAAACAAUGCACUCACUUACCGAACAGACACGCAAAACAAUUUAUCCGCACACAGAAACUUGCAGCAACAGUCAUGGAUAGAAGGAUAUCAUAACAUAUUAUACAAUACACACCAGUAAAGAACAUAUAUACAGAUCUGUGGUCGGCAGCAAAGGUGAUGAAAAGAAAAACAGUGAUCUCUUUCGUGUGCUCCCGUUGAUCUUGCCUUGGUGAUCUACAGUGUGCUAAUAUGCUAAACAUCAACCACAUGAAGUGAAAGUUAACCUUGGGUUUGCUAAGACUUCUUCACAUCCAAUGGGACAUUAGAGAUUAUCUUUACAUUUAGUAGUUUAUGAUGGAAUCAGACCUUCAUUAAGAUGGGAAACCCUUGACAAUUCUGUCACAUAUAGUGCAUACAAAUACAAAUGCUGUUUAAGGAUAGAUAAUGUUUGACAGUGCAUAACAGUAACCAGUUUUGACUAGAAUAAAGAAAUAACCAGAUAAUUCUCAGAAAGCAAACCUACAUAUAAAAAUUCAAGAUAAAAUAUGAUAUGCCCAAGAAAUGAAGACCUUUCCUUUGCAGGCCAUAGUAGUUGACUGAUGGUUAAUAUUAAUCCCGUAUGAAUGUGCAGCGCUUAACACAUUUAUUAGACCAACUGUCAUAAAGGUGAGAAAAUACCAUCCAGCAUCAUGAAGGACUUAAAUGUAGACUAUUUCAAUUGCAGUGAGCUUUCUGCAUUUUAGCAUUUUAGCAAGAAUGAGUAAUUUCAAACUGAAUCCAUCUUUUCAUAGCCAAAUUUGAGCCGGCCCACUGGGUGUGUCUGAGAACUAGGAAAUUAAUCAACCAUAACACCAACAUUCAACCACUGACACAGUUUUUCUGAGGUAUAUACUUCUAACUAAUGACUAUAAUUUGGCAUCUUAAUCAACAAAUUAUAAUGUGCAUUACUAUUUUAUUGAAUUUUUUUCUAAAACAGAAAAUUUGAAAAUUCAAAAGAUAAUAAUAAUUACAGUUUAGCUUUAAAAAAAAAGUUUAAGGGCUUUGACACACUGGUGUAUUAACUGUUACAAUUUUAAAAUGUGGCAUAAUCCUUACAAUGAGGUGGUGGUCAAAUAAAAAUGUUAAGCACCUUACAUAAUGUAACCGAAAAUAAACCAUCCUUACAAAUGUCCGCUGCGCGCAUGACACACUAAAGCAACGAUCAGCAGAAGAAACACGGAAGAUUUCAUUGUCCUUAAGAUCAUCUAUUCAAGGGGGGUGGGUAAUAUCAAGACACUACCAUCAAGAACCUCAAUACCCAUCACACUAACACAAACACACAUACACACACACACUCACACACAUAUAGAUGUGGCUGAAUGGUCAGUGUUGUGCAGGCAACGUUGUAUGGUGGUGUCAUGCUGUGCUGUCCUUUACCCACAUUAUGAUGACUGGUAUUGCAAAUAAAUAUGGUUCCCGAGGAAGUUAGUACUUAAAUGAGUACAAACGGGUAGCUUGACUCACUUCUCAUCCCUGACCAAAUCUUUUCCUAGCUCUCAUCUGGAGCCCAGUUUCAUCAGUUGUGUCUUAUACAGUAGCCUACUCACUUCCUAUACAGUAAAAACAAGUCUACAACACAAAUGGUCAUUUUCAUAGCAGGUUGUGGCAUCUUCUUUUUUUUAAUUUAAUCUAAACGUGCUGAAGAAUGUUUAAAAGUUAAUUCAUUAUAUGAAUCCAAACUUAUAUUUUCUACAUAAGAUGACAACAUAUGCCAGAAAAUUGAUAGUAGACAAAUCCGACUUUGUGUUAUUUAUACUGUAUACGCAAUGUUUGACUUGUUAAAUUCACAAUUUGCACUUAAGGUGGCUAGUCAUUUGAGACAACUGUGAAAUUGGGCUUCUCUCCCCUUCCUCUCUGACAAUGUUUGUGUAAACAUGUACUUUGUCCUCCAGAAACAGCACAUCUUAGCAGCACAAAGUCUUAUAAAAUGCCAUGUCAGUGUCAUAUUGUUAAGACUACAUUUUUGUCACUUUUUUGAAUUUUUGCCGAAUUUUUACCAGCAUUAUUCAUAUGUAAUUUUAAUAUUGGGGUACCUGCAAAGGGCAAGUGUGUAAGUGGGGAGGGGGGGGGGGGGGGGGGGUCGUUAUUACAUUCACAGUUUCAUGUGAUUCUGCACAAACAACUACACAAAAAAACACACGUGUGAACACCAGUCAUUGUGAGACUUUGAUUCUAUGGUUUUUCUGUCAUGUUCAGUAGUUUAUGUCUUUGUAUACCAGGCUCUAAUUAUACCAAAACUUGCUCUUUUGUCUUGAAAAUAAUCCAGAUCCUCACUAGAACAGACAAACUCGUCCUUGGUAUCAUGAAGAGAUAACUGUGACUUGUGAAGGGUAUCUUGGUUGAGUAGUAGUGGCUUUCUAGGUCAGGUUGAGCAUGUGUUUUUUUUUUUUUUUUUUUUGGGGGGGGCGGGGCCUUCAGUCCUAACUGGAUCUUUUCAGAGGUGAAUGAUUUUACAGAAGCAUAGGUCUCAUAUAUUUUGAGGGCCUUUACUCGACAUGUGGUGGAUAGGCAUCACAGGAGAGCCACGAGAGGGAAACUAUUGUUCGCUUUAACAGUCAUCAUUUUGUAUUAUUUCAGUGCUUUUAUAUUAUAUGCCACAGUACCCUUUUAUGGAUUAAGAUCUACAUUGCAGGUUUAUUCAAAUGCUAUCACAAGGCAUUUUUGUUUGUACUAAGUGCGACAAAACUGAUUAGUAAAAUCAUCGUGUGCUACUAAUAAGCUCUAAGGGAAUGUGAGUCUCUAUCUGCCAGUAGAGAUGGUUGAAAGAUUAAUAGCGAUCUGUAUUGUUGAGAUGAGGAUAAUUGAUUGAUUAAUGGUUUGAUGAGGAGAAAACCAACAGAGAAAUACACGCACACACACACACACACACAAACCCCAUUAUUGCCAUCACUCUGAGCCAUAACGCUGCUCUUUUAUUGUUCACUUUAGCAUUUCACUAUUUUAUGAAGAACUUUUAAUCCUAUUUUUGUCAAAUCCUAUAAUUACAAAAGGGUGUCUAAAAAAUAGUAAAUCCACUGCACUUAUAUAGGUCAAUUCAUGUCUUUUUUUUUGUCUAACCAGUAAUAUGCACUGCACUUACAAAUAUUCUGUAUAAAUAUACGUACAGUACAUAUGCCAAGAAAAUUAUUUCUGAUAGGUAACAGAGUCUGAAGGGUGAAGUUUAGACUCAGUUGUCCAGCUUCACGUCAUUAGAGCGGUAUUUACGGUACACACACACACACACACACACACACACACACACGUGUGUAGGCACGCACACACAGGCACGCAUGCACACACAGAGUACUGGUGGAAGACAAAAUUGUAUGAAAUAUUUUUUCAAUAGUUGAGCUUGUUAAGACAAAUGCUGUUCCUAUUUUGACAUAUUAUGAUAUGGUAAAAUAAAUUUACCACUUUACACAAAUUGGGUGCAAAACGUUAUAGACACUGUAUUUGACUAUGAAUUGAAAAUGAAGGCAAAAUCAGAUGCAAUUUGUUUUCCCAAGGAGCUUUAAAAACAUCAAAACAGCAUCAUGUAGAAAACCAAUGUGAUAUGAUUGAAUGUAUCGAAACCUAAAUUAAACCAACUUAGACGCGACGAGGGUUCGUGACAAUGUAAAUGCAGCCUGGAUGAGGCACAAUAGGCACCGUUCACCAGACAGUUCCUGUGUUUUGGGGUGUCUUGGCUGAAUACAGUCAGUAUUUUUAAGGGUCGAGUUUUACAGUAACAGUAUUCAUUUCAUAUCAUCUCAUUGCCUGACAUUGGAAGUCGUCAGUGUUUUUAACCUCAGAAACAAAAAAAUGUUUUGUGCACUUAUUGACGAUUGUGAGCUCUCUAUCUCUCUUAUUCUUGGUGUAUGUGCAUUGACGUCCCCUUUGUGGGAUCUGUGUAUAGUCUUGCGGCAUUGGUAUAACCUGAAAAAGUAACAAUGAUGAAAAUGAAUUAAUUCAUAAAAAUAAAGAAAAUCUUAUUCUAGGUUAAUUUAAAAAAAGACUGUGAAUCUAGUUGUUGUUUGUGGCAUGGUUAUGCAUUCAAUGGUCAUCAUUUUAAUGAUUAAACAGUACAAAAAAUAUUUUCCACUAAUGCUGUUCUGCUAUUUUUGUUUUGUUUUUGACUUUUUAGCUUGCGGUAUUGAAGUCCUAGUUGCUAAUGGUGUUGCUAAGCUAGCUAGCUUGUUUAGUUGUUUACCACCAGAGCAAUACAUUGUACCAGUUUAACAAAAAUAACAAUUAAAUAUGAAUCCUUAACCUGAAUUUUUUUGGCUAACAAGUGCAUGACAAAACUGCAAGUCUUAAGUGAUAUGAUUAAUAGUGUUAUUUAUUGUUUUUCAAGAGAUUUGCAGCUAUGAUGUAAUGUAUUGCUCUGGCCGCCCAUUAUGCACCAACCCACUUCAGCGCACAUCCUUUGCCUCUUUCUAUCACAUGAAUUCACUAUUCACUUUUGGCAAACUUGAAAUUUUAAUGAGUUUCUUGGUCUCGGCCCUUGAAACUGCGUUGCCAUCGAAUCACCAUGUUACCUAGCAACAAGCCAAAAAAAUUUUUUAUGAGCAACAGUCAAAAGGGGGAGAAAAUUGCUGUAGGCCGUGAUGACUGGUGCUACCAUGGUUCAAAAUUAUGUAAAGAACCAAUUACAUUUUUCCCGGACCGGAAAUCUUUAGUGUGAAUCAAGAAUGUCACAACUGGCAUUAGAAAGUGGAAAAGGAUGUGAGCUGCUUGCGCUCCAUUUGUUUGAAUCUCCUUGUGAAAAUGUUUGUAUUGACACAUGCUAAUCCUGCGUCCUUCUUGUCUACCCGCUGUCCGGUGCUUAAUUGGACUAACACUAACAUUCCACCUCCCUGGCUUUUGUCGUGUGUGAUUUCAGCAUGAAACAAAUCUUCAAAAACAUAAAAUGUGAUUCCUAUCAUUCUGUGAGAUUUUAUUUUUAUUUUGACUAUGUACCUGGAAUGCUACAGUGUGAGUUCUGCAGCUCAAAUCGUCAACUCUGAAUUACAGGAUGAACAAUCAGCUCUGUUCUUGAAUUAAUUCAGCUCUUGACCAUCAUGAGCUCCACCCCAGAGUUAAAAACUGAUAUGAGGGUGCCACUUAAAAUGAUUAUCAGCUAUAUACACAAACAUCAAGGUUGGACAUUUUGGACGUAGGGAGAUUUUGUUUUUUUUCUUCGUUUCCAUAGUAGACAUUUUGUACUCCACUCUCGUUGCUUAGUAGCAGGCUUUCUUUGAUUCACUCCCCCAUUUUUUGUACAUAUCUGUGCCAACAGCUUGGGCAGACAGUGGCUUUUUUUAUUUGUAAAGACAUAAACUUGCUUGCUUAUAUAAAUAAAAUGAAAUAUUACACUUG
Phyllopteryx taeniolatus (common seadragon) is the source of this 10881-nucleotide messenger RNA. RefSeq names its product glycoprotein M6Ab (gene gpm6ab). Gene Ontology annotation, cellular component: neuronal cell body; plasma membrane; filopodium. The record is from RefSeq and is a predicted model, not a curated record. Bases 4694 to 5533 code for a protein of 279 amino acids. The transcript has 8 exons. Gene Ontology annotation, biological process: neuron projection development. Lineage: Eukaryota; Metazoa; Chordata; Actinopteri; Syngnathiformes; Syngnathidae.